Molecule: messenger RNA, 1527 nt
Organism: Tachysurus vachellii
Lineage: Eukaryota; Metazoa; Chordata; Actinopteri; Siluriformes; Bagridae
Gene: agxtb
Product: alanine--glyoxylate and serine--pyruvate aminotransferase b
Exons: 11
Coding region: 46-1332 (428 amino acids)
Cellular component (GO): peroxisome
Molecular function (GO): L-serine:pyruvate transaminase activity; L-alanine:glyoxylate transaminase activity
Source: RefSeq, a predicted model, not a curated record
CAGCUUUUUACUCCACUCUGAGAUCAGUAAAGUCAAAUCAGCUCCAUGUUCCCGAUGAGCUCACUCUGCAGGGGUGUGCGUCUCCUCGCCCAGCACCAUGUGGCAGCUCUGGAGUGCUGCUCGGUGCCUUGUGCGCGUGCAUCCUCAUCCUCAUCCUCAUCCUCACUCCACGUGCCUCCUCCCGCCUGCAUGCUGCGUCCGCUCGAGGUGCCGUUCCGCUACCUGUUCGGACCCGGACCGUCCAACGUGUCGCCCCGUGUGCUGUCGGCCGGAGGGAGACCCAUCAUCGGUCACAUGCACCCGGAAAUGUACGAGAUUAUGAACGACAUCAAGGAUGGGAUCCGCUACGUAUUUCAGACCACCAACCUCAUGACGCUGGCGAUGAGCGGCUCGGGUCACAUGGCCAUGGAGUGCGCCGUGUUUAACGUGGUAGAACCGGGAGAGAGCGUGCUGGUGUCCGUUAACGGCGUGUGGGGAGAACGAGUGGCUGAAAUCGCACAGAGAAUGGGUGCUAAAGUUCACACUCUGGUUAAAGCCCCUGGAGGUUAUUUUACCAAUGAAGAAAUCGAGAAGGAGAUUUCCAAACACAAACCCGUGCUGUUCUUCCUCACACACGGAGAAUCCUCGGCCGGUCUCGUUCACCCUGUAGACGGCAUCGGAGACAUCUGCCACAAGUACAACUGCUUGUUCUUGGUGGAUUCAGUGGCGUCUCUGGGAGCUUCACCUCUUUUCAUGGAUAAACAGAAGAUCGAUAUUCUGUACACGGGCUCACAGAAAGCCUUAAACGCUCCUCCAGGAACGGCCCCCAUUUCAUUCAACGAAAGAGCAUGUCAGAAGAUGUUCAACAGGAAGACGAAGCCCUUGUCCUACCUCCUGGACAUGACUCACCUGUCCAACUACUGGGGUAACGACGGGAAACCUGCCCGCAUGUAUCAUCACACCGGCCCCGUGUCCGGAUUCUUCACCCUGAGAGAGAGUCUCGCCAUCCUCACAGAGAAGGGCCUGGAGAACUCAUGGAGGCACCACAGAGAGGUUGCAGAGUAUCUGUGGAAAGGGUUAGAAGAUCUUGGCCUUAAGCUCUUCAUCAAGGACAAGGAUCUGAGGCUGCCGUCAGUCACCACCAUCGCCAUCCCUGAAGGAUACGACUGGAAGGAGCUUCUAAUGUACAUGAUGAAACACCACCAGAUGGAGAUGACGGGAGGCCUGGGGCCAUCCAUUGGCUUGGUGAUGCGAGUGGGGCUGAUGGGCUACAACUGCAGCACCAUUAACGCUGAUAAAGUUCUGGCAGCUCUGGCAGACACCCUGAAACACUGCAAAAAACACAAGGCCUAAAGACAGAAACAGCAUCAGACACUUCGCUGGACUACAGAGUGAUUGUAUAGACAAUAACCACAGCACAGAAGACUUCAGAUCUAAAGUGUACCGGUGUGAUUGAGUUCUCUAGCAGGGACAGUGUGUAAAUGUUCUCAGAGACCUGUUACAAUGAUGUGGAAAUGUACAGUAAACUAAAAACAUUCUUCUCUUUUA